ACCUGCUUUUACAACGAAAUGGCGAAACCAACCAAAUUAUUUGAAGAAGAAGAACGUUUGUGAUUCUUUGAUUUUAUUGGCAAUACAAUAUACCCCUCUACUAAGAAUAUACUUAUAGUUAUAAUAGUGCAGACGAGAAUUAUGGACAAGAAGAUACAAUCAUUGUUUUGAAUAUUUUUUCGUUUUCGUGUUGUGCAUUCUUUCGUGUAAACAAUAUGUUGAUGAUUGGAACUGAAAAAAUGAUACACGUUGAACAUAAUUAUUUCGCAAAUUAUGAGAAAUCCAAAGGAGAUAUUCUUAAAUUCAGAAAAAUUCCUAAUAAAGAAAACUACAGUGAUAUGACCGUUUCAGUAGACCUCGACUAUUCUUCUUUGAAAAUGAAAAAGAAAAAGAAACACAAGAUGAAGAAAGUUUAUAAAAUUGCAAAUAUAAAUUGUCUUCGAAAGAAAAAUAAACGAAAGUUAUUGAAUGCGACUAAUAGAUUCCAUCAAAUGCAUAUUUCAUUUUCGGGUGAACCAAACCAUAUAAACGAAAGUUUAUACUCUCAAAGAGAUGGAAUUAACUGCACAAAUGAUUCGAAGACAAUCAUUCCACAAUUGGAGGAGGGGGAAUGGCAAGAAAAUAGUAUGAUAAUGGAAAUCAAAAAUUCAAACAUGAGAGUCGAGAAUGAAGAAUUAUGCAAAGACGAAGAAUUAUGCAAAGAGGAAGAAAAAUACAAUUCUGAUACGGAUGAUUUCCAUUGUGUGACCAAAUCAUUCCUACACGACUCACUCAAUAAUUGUUCAUGUGAAAUGUGCUCAUUAUUUAUUCAGAACGGAGACUAUAGUGAUAUAAUUCAUCCAAACGAUCUACCACUUUCUUCUAUGCUUCCGAAGGAAAUUAAUGAUGAUAUGGAAAAGACUAGGAAGGAAGUAGACACUCUUCUUGAGUUGGUAGAUACAUUCUAAUCUAAUUCUUCAUUUAGAAGACGAGGAUUUCAUAAAAAUUCCAAUUGCAAAAAAAAUACUUAUUGCAUCUUCCAGAUUAUCAUGAAGAUUAUACAUUUUUUUAUAACAAUGUGAUGAAAUAAGUACCAAACGAAUAUUCAUUUGUAUAUAUCAAACUCCACUCUUUUUAUUUAUUUUAGUUUGUAUAAUGUUUCUUAAAAAAACAUUCAUUAUUGUAUCCCUCUAUUAUUAUGUAUAAAUAAAUAAGGUUUUAAGAAUUA
Harmonia axyridis is the source of this 1207-nucleotide messenger RNA. RefSeq lists its product as uncharacterized. Bases 216 to 947 code for a protein of 243 amino acids. Lineage: Eukaryota; Metazoa; Arthropoda; Insecta; Coleoptera; Coccinellidae. The transcript is spliced from 4 exons. The record is from RefSeq and is a predicted model, not a curated record.